AAAUCUUGUGCGAACGAGAGCAAAGGUCAAUGUCGGCGGGAUUCUUUGAGACGAGCAGCGGCAGUGAUGGCGCUUCGGCCGAUGGCAGCUAUCUGCCGCAGCACAACGCCGAGUAUAAGCUCAAGGAGUAUUGGGACCGGCGGUUUACAGUGGAGCGGACGUAUGACUGGUUCAAGUCGUACGAGUCGUUUCGGAUUCAGCUGCUCCCGGAACUCAAGCCAAGCGACCGGAUUCUGAUUGUUGGCUGUGGAAACUCGACGUUGUCAGAGCUGCUGUACAAGGAUGGCUUUGAAAACAUCACCAACAUCGACUUUUCUCAGAUUGUUAUUGAUAACAUGCGAGAGCGAUGCAAUCCGGAAUGCCCGCGUAUGAAGUGGGUGGUGAUGGAUAUGCUGGCAAUGACAUUCGAGAACGCCGAGUUUGACGUUGUGAUUGAAAAGGGCACCAUUGACGCGCUUCUUGUGGACCAGCGCGACCCUUGGCGUCCCUCCCGGCAACUCUGGAAGCAAAUGCAACAACUGCUCUUCCAUGUUCAUCGCGUGUUGACUGAUUGCGGAAAGUUUGUGUCCAUCACGUUCGCACAGCCUCAUUUCCGUCGCCCGCUUAUCCAUCGCAAACGCUUUGGCUGGGACUUUAACUACCUCACGUUUGGCGACGACUUCCACUAUUACAUUUACGUUAUGAACAAGGUUGCCGUGCCCGUCCCUCCUCGCCGGCGAGCCCACCAACCGCCUUCCACUGCCGCUUCUGGCGACCAGACGAAUGACCCAAAGGCGCAGCGACGGUUCAAGAAGGCCUCGGAAGCUGCAAAAGGCUUGACCGUCGCCGCCACUACUUUGAUUCAUGCGAGUGGAGUGCCAUUAAAGCACAUUGAGGCCGAUGCCGCAUUUUCGGAUGAGUCGGAUGGCGAGGCAGAGAGGAGCCGCCCGCGCGUUUCCCCCUCGGACGACAAGGAUGCUGUCUCGGACUCUUCCGAGUACGAAGACUUGAAGAGUGUUUCUGAAAGUGAGAAUGAGGACUUUUUGAUUGGUAUUGAUGUCGAGCAAUAACGAUUGCUCCCUUCUAAAAAACAAAAACAAAAGGAAAAACAGCAAAAAAAAUAAACGUUAAACAUAACGAA
Capsaspora owczarzaki ATCC 30864 is the source of this 1120-nucleotide messenger RNA. Its product is annotated as endothelin converting enzyme 2. The record is from RefSeq and is a predicted model, not a curated record. Lineage: Eukaryota; Filasterea; Ministeriida; Capsasporidae. Bases 30 to 1049 code for a protein of 339 amino acids. The transcript has 6 exons.